Penicillium chermesinum is the source of this 2109-nucleotide messenger RNA. RefSeq lists its product as uncharacterized. Gene Ontology annotation, molecular function: zinc ion binding; sequence-specific DNA binding; DNA-binding transcription factor activity, RNA polymerase II-specific. The transcript has 4 exons. Gene Ontology annotation, biological process: DNA-templated transcription; positive regulation of transcription by RNA polymerase II. The record is from RefSeq and is a predicted model, not a curated record. Bases 1 to 2109 code for a protein of 702 amino acids. Lineage: Eukaryota; Fungi; Ascomycota; Eurotiomycetes; Eurotiales; Aspergillaceae.
AUGCCAUUUCGUGGUAUGAACGCCGAGUUCGAUGGGUCCAUGAUGCUGGAAACCCCUUCUCCAUCUCUGACCUCGCCGAUGACUCGCCGACACGCCGCCUGUCUUCGCUGCCGGCGUCGGAAACAACGAUGCGACGGGCAGCUCCCCGCUUGCGCCAACUGUUCUCGGGCCGGAGCCGAUUGCCUCCAAGGAGUGACAUCUCAUAGCCUAUCGCGUAGUCGCAUAUACUAUCUCGAGAACCGAGUGAAAGAGCUCGAGGGAUACGAACAAGCCCGCGGUAGGAACGUCAGUUCGUCCUCUGAGAGCUUCGUGGGUAAUAUAGAUGAGAGCACGGCUGUACAUCGCCGCACAUCGCCAGCCCGCGUGGUCGAGAGACCGGACUUGUCUUCGCAGCAUGUUCAAGUACCAGAAUCAUCACCGGUGACUCAAUCACCACCAGGAUCCGUCCCUGGAAGCAUCACUAGGGACCAGCCAAUAGCGCACGAAGUCGGACUACUAUCUCUGGCAAAUGCCACCGACCCAAAAUACCUUGGACCCUCGUCGGGAGUGGCCUUCGCGCGAUUAAUCUAUGCGGGUGCCCCGCAGUCUCAAGGGCUGCCCUUAUCCCAUAUUGACACGUUUAAUACCUCCCAAGCGCAGAGAUCACUGCCCCCUCAACCAAUAGAAGCCGUUGAUCUUCCUCCGCUUGCUGAAUGCCAGCAGUAUGCGGAGGCCUCUUUUGAAGCGAUUCUUUUUCUACCAUUUCUAGCGUACGAUGAUGUCUUCACGCUCUUGGAUCACGUACAUGCCUUCAACAAGACCGGGUCAUGGAGCCACGAUAUGCCGAUAACCAUCGCAUUUGCCCAAGUAUUCUUAGUGCUGUCUCUGGGCGCUCGGUUGCUCGAGACGAAAUUGAAAAGUUCAUUCAAUUCAAGCCCGUUACUCGAAUCUGGCAUGCGCCUUUAUCAUCCCGCUGGACUGAAUGCAUGGCAUUUAGUACAUAUCAUAAUCGCAAGUUGUCUGGAUCUGGGUCUUCAGCGCCGGGUCAACCGACCAAGAACAGCUGAAACAGAGGUACAGCGCAAGCGACGCUAUAUUCGGAGUGGUGUAUUCUGGUCCGCGUAUUCACUCGAUCGGAGUCUUACAACCAUUCUUGGCCGUCCGCUCACCCUGAGAGAUGAGGCAAUUGAUGCGGAAUUCCCUGGUAUGGACCAAGGCUUUGAAGCGGAAAUGGGCGCGCUCGAAUGGCCUCACUCUGGAAUCAAUGGCAAAGAAAACGGGAUAGGUCCAUAUUUGGCAUGCAUUUAUUCGCUACGAUUCGACCGCAUUGUGGCUGAAAUCAAACUGAUGCUGUAUCGGGUGUCGCGUUCCCCCAGUCGAUUUCCAUGGCCCACCAAUAUGGAUCAUUGGCAGAGUGAAGUGGAAGCCUCGUGCCAUUCUCUUCUUGAGGAAGCUGAGAACCGUCAAAGGGGCCGUCACAAGGGAGAUGCAGUCUCACUGUCGCUUCUAGCUGUACAGAAGCUGCAAUUGAAGCAUCACCAAUGCAUGAUGCUGCUUUACCGACCCAGUCCUCAGAUCACUCGACCUAGUCGCCAGGCAACUGAAAAGUGUUUCAACAGUGCUGUUGAAAUUAUUCGCACAUCCGCCGACCUUCAUCGCUUUAAGAAUAUGGAUUGCACGUGGUUGUCCGCGCACUCAAUAUUUGUAGCCGCAGUCACCGUGUUCUAUUACAUUUGGGCGAAGCACGAAGGGAUAGCUUCUAUGGUUUCCCCGCGGUGUCUCGAGGUAUUGGAGACCGCGCCCCAAUUACUCCGGUCUUUGAGUGAAACAUGGCCCGUUGCAAAGGAAGCGUCUGGAAAAUUAGAAAGUCUGAUAUCUGCAAUCAGGGACAGUCCAGACUUGCUUUCUCAACAGGGUCCAUCCAACGAUAGGUCCCAGGCUGCAAACGGCACGGGGUGUCAUGGUGCUAGCGCUGAGGAUAAUAUCAGUAACAAUGGAAACCAAACAGACUCCUGGUCCCAGCAAGGCGCUCACUCUCUAGUAGAUGAGCUUGGAAUCUUACGAGAUUUCUUUGACCUGGGCUGGUUGGAUACUGUUACAUUGGAUCCUCUGCCUUUUCCUGUCAGUUAA